AUGCAUCCCGCAGCAGCAACAGGCAGCAGCCAACACACCGCAGCUAGCAGCCCAGCAGCCAAGCCAGCAGCAUCAGCAGCACACAGCUGCAAGCGAGCAGCUCAGCAGGACAGGCAUCAGCACACAGCAGACCUCACAGGAUCAGCACACCCCAGCAGCGCAAGCAGCGUCAGGUCGCAGCACAGCCACAGCAGCAGCACAGCAGCCAGCCACGCAUCAGCAUGCAGCAGUCAGCAGCCAGCAGGCCGAAGCAGCAGCAGCAGCAUGGGCAUCAGCAGCACACAGCAGCAGCAGCAGUAUCAAGUCAGCGUUGUGACAGCACCAGCAGCAGCACAGCACACCAAUCCAGCUAGCAAGGGCAGCAGCAUCAUGCAGUCACAAGGCAGACAAGCAGGUCAGCAGCCAAGGACCCAGCAGUGCCAGCAUAGCAGCAGUACACAGCAGCAGCAGCAGCAGCAGCAGCAGCCGACAUGCAGCCAAGCGAAGCAGCAAGCAGCUCAGCAGCCAGCUAGCAGCAAGCAGCAGCAGCAGCAGACAGGCCCCCAUGCAGCAGCAGGCGGGAAGCACCAGACAGCAGCAGCAGCAAAUGACCCAGGCAUCAUGCACAUCAGCAUAGGUGAAAAUUACUCUCAUUAUCAGCAGCAGCAGCACGAGCAGAUCAGCCAUUGCACAAGCAGAUCAAGCAGCAGCAGCGAGCAGCACAGCAGCUAG
Messenger RNA from Penaeus indicus, 711 nucleotides. Its product is annotated as ras-interacting protein RIP3-like. The record is from RefSeq and is a predicted model, not a curated record. NCBI's taxonomy places the organism in Eukaryota, Metazoa, Arthropoda, Malacostraca, Decapoda, Penaeidae. The transcript has 2 exons. The coding region runs from base 1 to 711 and encodes 236 amino acids.